Messenger RNA from Caenorhabditis angaria, 582 nucleotides. The record is from the annotation of a GenBank genome assembly. NCBI's taxonomy places the organism in Eukaryota, Metazoa, Nematoda, Chromadorea, Rhabditida, Rhabditidae.
AUGAGUGAUAAUAAGUCAAAAUUAGCUUCGUAUGGUGGAGCUACAGCUUCAUCGACAGCCAUUUCAGCUUAUCAAGGAAUUUAUGGCAUGCCUAUGGUGACGAGUGCUGCUACAGCUAUUGGUGGUGCUAUAGUUUGUGGAGCUGGCGAAUCAGCAGUCAAAAAUUUCAAGUGUAAAGAUGGUGAUAUUGGCACGAACUUCCAUCAAAAUGGGUUUAACGUUGCGAAAGAUGGGAGUUUGGUUAGUAUUGCUGGAAAAGCGUAUGUCGGAAAAUCAGGAUUGAAUGUUGGUGCAAAAGUGGCUGGUUUAGAGUUGACGGAUGAUACUGAUAUUCAAAUUUCGGCGUUGAAGACUGGUGCCAAUCUUGAAGUUUUGGGUCCCAGGAAUUUGAUAGAUGCUGGUGUUGAAGGGAAAGUGAUUCGUUUUGAAAGCGGUGAUGGACUGUUUGGAAUUGGUCUGAAUGUUGAUACCGGAGUUCAAAUUGCGAAAGACAAAGUCAAAGUAGAAGUAUUGGGAUUCGGAUUUUCAGUUGGAGAACAUGGUGUUGGUUUCAAGCUUCCAUUGUUUGACAUUAAUUUUUGA